CAACAGCCGAAAGAAGAGGAGAACAGAGGAGGAGAGGGAGGCUGCAGAUAGAGGAUAAUACAAAGAGCGUGUGAGUGAGUGAGUGAGUGCAUGUGACAGACUAGCUAAUGUGUGUGUGUGUGUGUAUUAUCCAGAGGUGUGUGUGUGCAUGCAGCAAUGAGUGAGCGAGGAGCAAUGUAAGGGAGAAACCUGAUCUCACUCUCUCUAUCUCUCCCUCCCUGGAAUAAGGCUGUCUGUUAGCUCUCUGCGUUGUUAGCUGGUUGCUCACCAGCCCGGCCCGACCCAGCUCGGCUUGGCCCAGUUCGGACCCCCGGUGUGUGUGUGUGUGUGUGAGUGAGUUGGGGUGAUGAUGGAGCGGUUCGUGGCCUUGCUGCGUCUCCUGGGCAGGAGGAGGCGAGGGAGGAGGUACCGGGCGGAUGAUGAUUACCAGGAAGGCUACGAAGACGUUUACUACUACACCAGCAAGUACAACACACACCUACUGAAUGAAGGGCCGUACACUAAACACUCUGCGGGGUCACGACCUCCAGAUGGAGCGCUGGCCAUCAGGAGGCAGAGUAUACCAGAUGAGUUUCGGGGCUGCUCCGUGGUGGAGCUGAUGAAGAAGGAGGGGACAACGCUCGGUUUGACAGUUUCAGGCGGCAUCGACAAGGAUGGGAAGCCACGGGUUUCGAACCUGCGACAGGGGGGCAUCGCAGCCAGGAGUGACCAGCUGAACGUGGGUGACUACAUUCGCUCCGUUAACGGCAUUAACCUGGCUAAAUUCAGACAUGAUGAAAUUAUCAGCCUAUUGAAGAAUGUUGGGGAGCGAGUUGUUCUGGAGGUUGAGUACGAAUUGCCACCCGUCUCUGUGCAGGGGUCAGGUGUCAUGUUUAAAAAUGUGGAAGUCACACUUCACAAAGAAGGAAACAGCUUUGGCUUUGUCAUCAGAGGGGGGGCCCAUGAAGACAGAAACAAGUCUCGUCCCAUCGUCAUAACAACCAUCAGGCCAAGCGGUCCGGCUGACAGAGAAGGAACUAUCAAGCCGGGUGAUCGAUUGCUCAGCAUUGAUGGGAUUCGUCUCCAUGGCAGCACCCUGUCAGAGGCCAUGAGCAUCCUGAAGCAGUGUGGGCAGGAAGCCACGCUGCUGAUCGAAUACGACGUCUCAGUGAUGGACUCUGUUGCAACGGCAUCAGGACCACUGCUGGUUGAGGUUGCCAAAGCGACUGGCUCCAGUCUGGGCGUGGCUUUGUCCACCUCCAUGUUCUGCAACAAGCAGGUCAUCAUCAUUGACAAAGUCAAACCAGCCAGUAUAGCAGACAGAUGUGGAGCUCUUCAUGCAGGAGAUCACAUUUUGUCUGUUGAUGGGAAGUCAAUGGAGUUUUGUUCUCUGGCUGAAGCAACUCAGCUCCUCUCCGCCUCCUGUCAGACUGUCCGCAUGGAGAUCCUGCCACAACACCAGGCCCGACCGGCCCUGAAUGCACCGCAACAUGUCAAGGUGCAGCGUAGUCCCCGCCCCCUCCCCUGGGAAACCGGAGGCUCUGCCCCCAUUCUACCCCCUUACCACUACAACACGUACCACCCUGACCAGUCUGGUGCCAGAUCGCACAACCGCCACACAAACAACCCUCCUCUCAGCCACUCCUUCUCUCCCGGCUCAAUGUCAGCCUAUAGCCUCUCUUCCCUCAACAUGAGCACCCUGCCAAGGAACAUGUAUCCCACGAGUCCACGGGGCACACUGAUGAGGAGGAAGGGCAAGAAGAAGGAUUUUAAGAGUUCAUUGUCUCUUGCGUCCAGCACUGUGGGGCUUGCUGGUCAGGUGGUUCACACGGAAACAACAGAGGUGACGUUGCUAGGUGACGGCAUCAUGGGGUUUGGUCUUCAGCUGCAAGGUGGAGUCUUUGCGACUGAGACGCUCUCGUCGCCACCUCUCAUUGCUUACAUCGACCCCGACAGUCCUGCUGAGAGGUGUGGUAUCCUGCAGAUCGGUGACAGGAUUUUGUCCAUAAAUGGAGUUCCUACUGAAGACUCCACUUUGGAAGAAACCAAUCAGCUUCUCAGAGACUCCUCCAUCACUGCUCAGCUCACACUGGAGAUUGAGUUUGACGUGGCAGAGUCAGUCAUCCCCAGUUCUGGGACGUUCCAUGUGAAACUCCCUAAGAAACCUGGGGUUGAGCUGGGAAUCACCAUCAGCUCUCCAUCCAACAGGAAACCAGGUGAUCCUCUGAUCAUCUCCGACAUCAAGAAAGGCAGCGUAGCACACAGGACGGGGACGCUGGAGCUCGGAGACAAGCUGCUGGCUAUUGAUAACAUCCGGGUGGAGAACUGCUCCAUGGAGGAGGCUGUUCAGAUCCUUCAGCAGUGUGAGGAACUGGUCAAAUUAAAGAUCCGCAAAGACGAAGACAACUCAGAUGAACAGGAGGUGUCUGGCAGCAUCAUCUACACUGUGGAGCUGCAGCGGUACGGCGGCCCGCUGGGCAUCACCAUCUCAGGCACAGAGGAACCGUUUGACCCCAUUAUCAUCUCCUCACUGAGUAAAGGAGGCCUGGCUGAGAGGACCGGAGCGAUCCACGUUGGAGAUCGUAUUCUUGCGAUCAACAGCAGCAGCCUGAAGGGGAAACCUCUGAGUGAAGCCAUCAGUCUGCUGCAGCAGGCCGGAGAGACGGUGACACUGAAGAUCAAGAAGCAGGGAGAGUUAUCAAGCCCAAAGUCCUGUGUGAUUGGUCCAGGUGUGGGGUCAGGGGCGGGCCUUGGCCAGGAGAACCAGGAUGGAGAGGAGGAGCCUGUUGUCAUGGUAGCACCACUAUCAAGCCAGAGAGCGUUCUGCACUCUGCCGUCUGUGGACAGCGCUGUGGAGUCCUGGGACGGAUCCAACAUGGACAGUAGCUUCACCACCCCAGCUCCACCAUUUCAGUCGUCUCCCUACAGCUUCCAUGAAUGGCGCAACGCCAAGACAACCAACAGCCAAUCAUCUUCUUCCAUUCGCCAGCGGGCCAAUCCGCUGUCAGAUCUGGGUCUGAGUGAUGAUGACUGGGACCGCCCCCCACUUGGAGGGUUCACGGUGGGGCAUGAUGGGACGAGCCAGACCAGGAGGAGAACUUCUGGUCUCAGGCACUGGAGGAUCUGGAGACCUGUGGGCAGAGCGGCAUCCCAGAGAACUGGAAGCAACCAUAAUGUCAGGCUCCAGCCUCAGUCUGAACCAUGACCCCACCCCCCUGCGCAGCACGCUGGGUCGUCAGGCAAGUUUCCAGGAACGCAGCAACUCCCGACCACAGGUGACCACACGGUCCAACACCUUGCCCUCCGACCCCCAUCGUCGAGCCUUUGCCUGAAGAAGAUGAGGACAGGAGGUCAAUGAAAUCCUGAACCAGAACCCUGUGGAGCUCCACAAG
This is a messenger RNA of Sphaeramia orbicularis (orbiculate cardinalfish), 3371 nucleotides long. It is a transcript of the gene grip1, whose product is annotated as glutamate receptor interacting protein 1. Gene Ontology annotation, molecular function: protein binding. Gene Ontology annotation, biological process: neurotransmitter receptor transport, endosome to postsynaptic membrane. The transcript has 23 exons. NCBI's taxonomy places the organism in Eukaryota, Metazoa, Chordata, Actinopteri, Kurtiformes, Apogonidae. The record is from RefSeq and is a predicted model, not a curated record. The coding region runs from base 347 to 3184 and encodes 945 amino acids.